GGCACCUCACCCUGCUCGGCGGGCUGGUCCAGCCUACUGCACGGUCCAUUGUUCGGCGAUUGAUAGGCUGGCAGCCUGAGAGAGAUGAGAGAGACUGGGGGACGGGAAUGCCCCAUUCAUACUCUACCCACAUCUAUACGCAUUGUAACUCCAUCAGUAAAGGCAUACUGCCGAUCUGCUCAUGUAGCCUAAAAUCCAGACAAAUAGAAAGAUAAGCGUCUCGGUUUUGGGCCACAUGGGAUAGAUAGCCUAAUCGCUCUUUGAGAUUAUUUAGUUUAUUUUUUUUAUUGUAGGCCUAUGCACUGAAUCGCCCGGGGGCUGUUUUUUUUCUUCUUUGGUCACGUUGACCGUUCAUUUAUCCAGAACACGCACUUCACUCGUUCUGUUCCGCUUCGAAAAUGGAUUUCCGACUCUCUUUUCUCAAUGUCCCGCUGUUCGUCCUCUCCACGCUCGCUGCCCUGUCGUGGACUUCGCGGCCCGUGUCAGCGGGGAAGAGUUGCAGCGACACGCGGCAGGUGUAUGCAGAGAAAGGCUACAGUACCAAUACUGCUCCUCUGACUCAAAUCUCCGGUGAGCACCUGCGGUUGUGUCCCCAGGACUACACCUGCUGUUCGAGUCAGAUGGAGGAGACUCUGUCCCUGCAGAGCGAGAGAGACUACCUCAAAGCCAUCGAAGACACCAGCCAGUUUCUCUCCACCACCUUCACCCAGAGACACCGCAAGUUUGACGAGUUCUUCAAGGAGAUCAUAGAUCUGUCGGAGAAGUCCAUGAACCAGAUGUUUACCACGACGUAUGGAAGACUGUUCACCCAGAACGUCCGGGUGUUCCAGGAACUGUUUUCAGAACUUCGCAAAUACUAUUCCGGGGGCAGCGUAAGCCUAUCGGAGGUCCUGUCUGACUUCUGGUCCAGCCUGGUGGAGCUGGUGUUCUCCCUGGUCAACCCCCAGUACCAGUUCAACGAUGACUACCUGGAGUGUGUCACCAAACACGCAGAGCAGCUGCAGCCGUUUGGCGACAUGCCCCGCAAGCUACGCGUUCAAGUCUCCAGAGCCUUCAUCGCAGCCAGGGCCCUAUCUCAAGGCCUGGCCACUGGCCGCGACAUCGUCAACAAAGCCACCAAGCUGAGCGCCGGUUCGGAGUGCGCCCGGGCCCUGAUGCGCCAGUGGUACUGCCCGCUGUGCCGGGGCGUGCCCACGCUGCGGCCCUGCCACUCGCUGUGCCUCAACGUGAUGAAGGGCUGCCUCGCCAACCAGGCCGACCUCGACACCGAGUGGAACAACUUUGUCGAUGCCUUGUACCAGGUGUCUGAGAAGCUGGAGGGCCCGUUCAACAUGGAGCUGGCUGCUGAGUCCAUCUCCGUCAAGGUGUCGGAGGCCAUCAUGCACAUGCAGGAGAACAGCGUCAGCAUCUCAGCCAAGAUCCCAAUGACCAGAGGUUUGUCUCCCAGACUGUGGACCAACAGCCUGUGUCAGCAUCAGCUCAGCUGGGAGAACCUGUGGCUCUCCAGUGCUCUAUUACCUCCCAGAGGACGGACCACAGUAACCAGUGCCAAGGGGAACCCAAGCUGUGUCUACACUCUCCCCAAGAACAAUGUAGACUCCUCUGAUGCUGGGACCUACUACUGUGCCCUGGCAGCAUGUGGGGAAGUUGUGUUUGGAAAUGGAACCCAGCUGGACAUACCAGGAACACUGGGUGCUUCCUACUCUGUCCCACACGACUCAGUGAUUCAGGAACCACAGGACGGGAAAACUGAUUCCUUGAACUACGCAGCGUUGGAGUUCUCUGGCAGGAAAACCAGAGGAAGGAAGAAGAACAGUGAAAGGACCCAGAAGAGUCUGCUGGCCGCCAACAAACUGAGACCAGUGCAGGCUGGACAGGACACUGACUUCAUGGACAGUGAGGGUGGCAGUGGAUCCGUGGGAGGAGACAGAGGAGGGAGGUACAAUGAUGAUUGGCCAGGCUAUUGGCCUAACUCCCGCCUUACAACCAACCCUCGCAACUCCUCCUCCAACCCUGCCAACAUCUCUCGUGUGCGAGGUGGCUCAAUGUGGAUUGGAAUGAGAACGGUGGCUCACGUUCUCCACACUCCCUCUAUAGUCUUUGAUGGUCUCUGUCUCCCCCUUGUGGAGAUAACCGGUUAUUUGAUCACAUUGGUCAAGGGUCUCAUGGGAUGCCGAUUGCCAGUUGGUCACACCGCCAAUGCAUGA
This is a messenger RNA of Gadus chalcogrammus (walleye pollock), 2207 nucleotides long. It is a transcript of the gene gpc2, whose product is annotated as glypican 2. The record is from RefSeq and is a predicted model, not a curated record. Gene Ontology annotation, cellular component: cell surface; plasma membrane; extracellular region. The transcript is spliced from 14 exons. Bases 399 to 2207 code for a protein of 602 amino acids. NCBI's taxonomy places the organism in Eukaryota, Metazoa, Chordata, Actinopteri, Gadiformes, Gadidae. Gene Ontology annotation, biological process: regulation of protein localization to membrane; regulation of signal transduction; cell migration.